This is a messenger RNA of Rhododendron vialii, 6730 nucleotides long. RefSeq lists its product as uncharacterized. Bases 97 to 6444 code for a protein of 2115 amino acids. The record is from RefSeq and is a predicted model, not a curated record. Gene Ontology annotation, biological process: protein phosphorylation; recognition of pollen. Gene Ontology annotation, molecular function: protein kinase activity; ATP binding. Lineage: Eukaryota; Viridiplantae; Streptophyta; Magnoliopsida; Ericales; Ericaceae. The transcript is spliced from 19 exons.
ACCCAAAACAAAAGCAGAGGAAGGAGCUCACGAGUGUCUCCCUUCUUCCUCAAAAACAACAACAGAAGAGAAAAACAAAUCACCUAAACCAGACCCAUGUCUCAUGAUACUAAGAUCCUCUGUUCCAUUUUCCUACUCCUCCUUCAAUACCAAUUCAAAUUUUGCACCCCCACUGACACCAUAAACACCACCCAGUCCCUGAAAGAUGGUGACUUGCUCAUCUCCAGCAAUCAAACCUUUGCCCUGGGGUUCUUUACCCCCGGAAAAUCGACAAACCGGUACCUCGGAAUAUGGUACAACAAGGUUUCCGAGCAGACCGUUGUCUGGGUCGCCAACAGGGGCGACCCAAUCAACGACACAUCUGGUUCGCUCUCAUUCGACGUCACGGGAAAUCUGGGAAAUCUGGUCGUAACCGGUCCAGACCGGAGCAAUCCUGUCUGGUCCACAAAUGUUUCGGAUCCGACGGUGGCAAAAAACUCCUCGGCUCAGCUACUGGAUUCAGGAAAUUUGGUGGUGCUUGAUAGCAAUGGGGUGGUUGUGUGGCAGAGCUUUGAUUAUCCUACGAAUACUUUGCUUCCCAACAUGAGAUUCGGUGUGAACCGGAAAACCAGUCUGGACCGGUUCCUGACAUCUUGGAAGUCGGGCGAUGACCCGGGACCCGGGGAGUACUCUUUCAAAAUGGAUCUUAACGGGUCUCCUCAAUCGUUUCUGUACAAGGGUUCGGGGCUGGUUUGGCGGUUGGGUUCGUGGAUAGGGCGCGAGUGGAGCGGUAUACCCGAGAUGACAACUAAAUUCAUCUUCAACCUCAGUUAUGUCGAAAAUCAGGACGAGGUAACUAUGAGUUACUCUAUUCGUGACCCCUCGAUUUCCUCGAGAUUGGUGCUCAACGAAUCCGGGACGCUCCAGAGGUUGACGUGGAAUGAUAAUGAGCAUAGAUGGGUUGAGAUUUACGCAGGUCCGCAAAAACCCUGCGACUCCUACAACUACUGCGGCCCAAACGGUAACUGCGACCCGUCCAACAUAGUCAUGGGCCAGUUCGAAUGCACGUGCCUGCCCGGGUUCGAGCCCAAGUCGGCACGCGACUGGUACCUGUGGGUCGGGUCGGGCGGGUGCGUGAGGAAGCAGGGCUGGCACGUGUGCGGGAGCGGCGAGGGCUUUGAGAAGGUGCCACUUGCGAAGGUGCCGAACACGUGGACGGCACGUGUGGAUAGGGGUGUGACGGGGCUAAAAGAGUGUGAGUCGGAGUGCUUGAGGAACUGCUCAUGCAUUGCGUAUGCGAGUGCGGAUGUUUCUCACGGGGACGGUGGAUGCGUGACGUGGCAUGGGGAUUUAAUGGACUCCAGAGUGUUUUCAAGUGGGGGCCAGGAUUUAUACAUUCGGGUUGAUGCGGUUGAAUUAGCCCAAUAUUUGAAGUCUCAACGACACACUCAUGGGAAGAAGGGAAUGGUGGCAGCAAUAGCGGCCUCUGUUACUGCGGUUUCGCUUCUCACAUUCUGCUUAAUUUGUUGGUUGGUGGUGAAGAAAAGAAGAGGAAUAAGAGAACGACAAAAUUUAUUAUUUAGUCCCGAUAGUACAGCAUGCCUUGAAGCCUCCUCAAUGGGAAAACACUUUGAUGAAAGUGGCACGAAUUCAGAACUACCAUAUUUUGACCUAAGCAUCAUUGUCUCAGCCACAAGCAAUUUUUCGGUGGAUAACAAGCUUGGGGAAGGUGGAUUUGGCGCCGUGUAUAAGGGUCAGCUACAUAAUGGACAAGAAAUCGCAGUCAAAAGGCUAGCAAAGAAUUCAGGACAAGGGGCGGAGGAAUUCAAGACUGAAGUUACAUUGAUUGCCAAACUGCAGCACAGGAACCUAGUGAGGUUGUUGGGAUAUUGCAUUCAAAAAGAUGAGAAAAUGUUGAUCUAUGAGUACUUGCCAAACAAGGGCUUGGACUCUUUCAUCUUUGAUAGGACAAAAGGCUCGUUUAUGGAUUGGAAAAUGCGCUUCAACAUUGUUUUGGGGAUUGCUAGAGGGCUAUUAUACCUUCACCAAGACUCUAGACUAAGGAUAAUCCAUAGGGACCUAAAAGCCAGCAAUGUGUUACUAGAUGCAGAAAUGAAUCCGAAAAUAUCGGAUUUUGGUAUGGCCAAAAUUUUCAGAAAGGACCAGAUUGAAGCUAAUACAAACAGGGUGGUCGGAACAUACGGCUAUAUGUCACCUGAGUACGCAAUGGAAGGGCUAUUUUCAGUAAAAUCUGAUGUUUUCAGCUUCGGGGUUUUGCUCUUGGAGAUCGUUACUGGCAGAAAGAACAUCAGCUAUAUUCUGGAUAAAGCUGUGAAUUUAAUUGGGCAUGUUUGGAGCUUGUGGCAAGAAGGCCGGGCUGUGGAAAUAGUUGGUUCAUGGAUGACAGAAUCAGAUUCGGAUAAAGAAGUUUUGAGGUGCAUUCACAUCGCCCUGUUGUGCGUGCAAGAAUCAGCCAACGAUAGGCCAAAGAUGUCGGAUGUUGCUUUCAUGUUGUGUAAGGAAACAGCGCUGCCUCCCCCUAAGCAGCCUGCUUUCAUCUUCAAAGGAGCCGGCAACAGGCCGGGCAUGUCCUCAUCAGCAAGCGCUGGAGCAGUUUCUUUAAAUGAUUUUAGCCUUUCAGCUAUUCAACUGAGUUUAGCUUCUGGUAUUGAUAGCAACCCUUCUAGAAGCCAAAGGGACAUUAAUGAAAAUCUAUAUGCUCUGUUUAAUGGAAGCGGCAGUUUCACUCUAUGGCAAAGGAGGGUGAAGGAUAUCCUUGUUCAACAAGGUUUGGCUAGGGUGUUGAAGGGAAAGGAUGCGAAGCCGGAAACGAUGAAAGAUGAUGAUUGGGAGGAGUUGGAGUCGAAGUGUGUGAGCACUAUUCGACUUUGUAUUGCUGAUAAUAUUAUUAACCAUGUCAUGGAUGAGGAUUCGGCAUCGGCCUUGUGGGAGAAGUUGGAAAAGCUUUACCUUGCGAAGAGCUUGACCAACAAGUUGCAUCUGAAGCGGCAGUUGUACAAGCUGAAGAUGGAGGAAGGCGGGAAUCUCAUGGAGCACAUGAACGUGUUCAAUGGUUAUUUGAAUCAGCUUCGAAAAAUUGAUGCAAAGAUAGAGGAGGAAGACAAGGCCCUUUUGCUUCUUACUUCACUUCCAACUUCCUAUGAUACUUUGGUGACGACUCUCUUGUAUGGGAAAGAUACAGUGAGUUUGGAGCAGGUGCAGUCGGCGUUGGUUUCUCAUUUUACUCAAAAAAAAUCAAGUUCUGAGGGUGGAGAAAAUUCGGCACUUGCGGUUCAAAGUGAGAAUCGGGGAAGGACAUCUGAUGCGCGAUUGUCCUUUGCGGAAGAACAAAGGAAGAAAUUUGAUGAUGCUUCGAGUGGUAGUUCUUUGGUGGUAGCAGAUGAUGGAGAUCUUCUCACAAUCUCCGAAGGUAUAAACACUACUUCUCGUGAUGAGUGGAUUUUAGAUUCGGGUUGCACUAUGCAUAUAAAAAUGUUUGAUGGAGCGGUUCGUACUUUGGGUGGUGUGGCUUAUGUCCCGAAGUUACGAAGGAAUCUAAUUUCACUUAGCCGGAUGGAUUCCAUUGGGUGCAAAUAUUUUGCUGGAGGUGGAGCCAUGAAAAUCACAUGCGGCGGUAAGAUUCUAAUGAAAGGAGAGAAGUGCAAAGGGUUGUAUCGGUUGAUUGGCAAAACUGUUUACUCGACGAAGGUUUGGAAACGGUGUGCACAGGGAAAUGGGUACCCAAGGUGUGAGUCUUUUGCGGCGAAGACAAAGUUAUGUUUCCAAGUUGCCAAUGUUUGUGAGAGUGAAAAUCCUGUUGGUGGAGAGGACGGGUCGAGGUCCUACUCUCGUCUGUUGUUUUCAAGGCUUGGUGGUGGCGCGGUGAUGCGUGGAAUUUUCACCAAGGUGGAGAUUUGUUGGGAUGAAACCAGACCCAUGUCUCAUGAUACUAAGAUCCUCUGUUCCAUUUUCCUACUCCUCCUUCAAUACCAAUUCCAAUUUUGCACCCCCACAGACACCAUAAACACCACCCAGUCCCUGAAAGAUGGUGACUUGCUCAUCUCCAGUAAUCAAACCUUUGCCCUGGGGUUCUUUACCCCCGGAAAAUCAACAAACCGGUACCUCGGAAUAUGGUACAACAAGGUUUCCGAGCAGACCGUUGUCUGGGUCGCCAACAGGGGCGACCCAAUCAACAACACAUCCGGUUCCCUCUCAUUUGACGUCACGGGAAAUCUGGUCGUAACCGGUCCAGACCUUAGCAAUCCGGUCUGGUCCACAAAUGUUUCUGAUCCGACGGUGGCAAAAAACUCCUCGGCUCAGCUACUGGAUUCAGGAAAUUUGGUGGUGCUUGAUAGCAAUGGGGUAGUUGUGUGGCAGAGCUUUGAUUAUCCUACGAAUACUUUGCUUCCCAACUUGAGAUUCGGUGUGAACCGGAAAACCGGUCUGAACCGGUUCCUGACGUCUUGGAAGUCGGGCGAUGACCCUGGACUCGGGGAGUACUCUUUGAAAAUGGUCCUUAACGGGUCUCCUCAAUUCAUUGUGUACAAGGGUUCGAAGCUGGAUUGGCGGGCGGGUUCGUGGAUAGGGCGCAGGUGGAGCGGUAUACCCGAGAUGACAUUUAAGUACAUCAAGGACAACUACGUCGAAAAUCAGGAUGAGGUAACUUUGAGUUACUCUUUUCGUGACCCCUCAAUUACCUCGAGAUUGGUGCUCAACGAAUCCGGGGCACUCCAGUGGUUGACGUGGAAAGAUAACGAGCAUAGCUGGGUUGAGAUAUACGCAGGUCCGAAAAAACCCUGUGACUCCUACAACUUCUGCGGCCCAAACGGUAACUGCGACCCGUCCAACCUAGGCGUGGGCCAGUUCGAAUGCAUGUGCCUGCCCGGGUUCGAGCCCAAGUCGGCACGCGACUGGUACCUAAGGGACGGGUCGGGCGGGUGCGUGAGGAAGCGGGGCGGGCACGUGUGCGGGAGCGGUGAGGGCUUCGAGAAGGUGCCACUUGCAAAGGUGCCAAACACGUGGACGGCACAUGUGGAUAGGGGUGUGCCGGGGCUAAAAGAGUGUGAGUCGGAGUGCUUGAGGAACUGCUCGUGCAAUGCGUAUGCGAGUGCGGAUGUUUCUCGCGGGGACAGUGGAUGUGUGACGUGGCAUGGGGAUUUAAUGGACACCAGAGUGUUUUCAAGUGCGGGACAGGACUUAUACAUUCGGGUUGAUGCGGUUGAAUUAGCCCAAUAUUUGAAGUCUCAACGACACACUCAUGGGAAGAAGGGAAUGGCGGCAGCAAUAGCGGCCUCUAUUACUGCGGUUUCGCUUCUCACAUUCUGCUUAAUUUGUUGGUUGGUGGUGAAGAAAAGAAGAGGAAUAAGAGAACAACAAAAUUUAUUAUUUAGUCCCGACAGUACAACAUGCCUCGAAGCCUCCUCAAUGGGAAAACACUUUGAUGAAAGUGGCACGAAUCCAAAACUACCAUAUUUGGACCUAAGCAUCAUUGUCUCAGCCACAAGCAAUUUUUCGUUGGAUAACAAGCUUGGUGAAGGUGGAUUUGGCAUCGUGUAUAAGGGUCGGCUACAUAAUGGACAAGAAAUCGCAGUCAAAAGGCUAGCAAAGAAUUCAGGACAAGGGGCGGAGGAAUUCAAGACUGAAGUUACAUUGAUUGCCAAACUGCAGCACAGGAACCUAGUGAGGUUGUUGGGAUAUUGCAUUCAUAAAGAUGAGAAAAUGUUGAUCUAUGAGUACUUGCCAAACAAGGGCUUGGACUCUUUCAUCUUUGAUCGGACAAAAGGCUCGUUUAUAGAUUGGAAAAUGCGGUUCAACAUUGUUUUGGGGAUCGCUAGAGGGCUAUUAUACCUUCACCAAGACUCUAGACUAAGGAUAAUCCAUAGGGACCUAAAAGCUAGCAAUGUGUUACUAGAUGCAGAAAUGAAUCCGAAAAUAUCGGAUUUUGGUAUGGCAAAAAUUUUCGGAAAGGACCAGAUUGAAGCUAAUACAAACAGGGUGGUCGGAACAUACGGCUAUAUGUCACCUGAGUACGCAAUGGAAGGGCUAUUUUCAAUAAAAUCUGAUAUUUUCAGCUUCGGGGUUUUGCUCUUGGAGAUCAUUACUUGCAGAAAGAACAUCAGCUAUAUUCUGGAUAAUGCUGUGAAUUUAAUUGGGCAUGUUUGGAGCUUGUGGCAAAAAGGCCGUGCUAUGGAAAUUGUUGGUUCAUGGAUGACCGAAUCAGAUUCGGAUAAAGAAGUCUUGAGGUGCAUUCACAUCGCCCUGUUGUGCGUGGAAGAAUCAGCCAACGAUAGGCCAAAUAUGUCGGAUGUUGCUUUCAUGUUGUGUAACGAAACUGCGCUGCCUCCCCCUAAGCAGCCUGCUUUCGUCUUCAAAGGAGCUGGCAACAGGCCGGUCAUGUCCUCAUCAGCAAGCGCUGGAGCAGUUUCUAUAAAUGAUGUUACCCUUUCGGCUAUUCAAGCUAGAUAGGUGCUAAAAAAUUGCAUAGAUGUGUUCUUGCUUGCUCUUUCACCAAAAUUAGAUGUCUUUAGCAUUUGUUUGCUAGAGUGGCUAUAACUGUAUAUGUUAGUAGUCACAGUCUCACAUGCAAAGGACGUGUUUGGAGCCUCACAUAGCUGUAAAUUAGAAUUUCACAUUCUUUUUUGAAUUCCUUUGAAUCAACAAACUUAAAUAGAGUCAAGGAAGGCAUAACUUCCAAUUACUUCAAAAUCUAUCGAAUAAGAUAUAGAGAGCUUUUUGGGAUGUUUUUCAAGAA